CACCAGGUGGCCGUGUUGGAGUACGAAGGGUUGAACACAACUGUGGAUGAUUAUCCUGAGGGAGUCGUCGAUUAUGAUGCCUCGCAUCGCGAUGGAACCCAAAUAAAUGCUUUGAAUCGUGGUAUUGAAAGCAAUUCGACCUACAUCAGUAUGCCCCAGCUGGAGUCAUUGGAAAAAUGGGACACUUCUUUAAAGUCAAAACCUGAUCUUCAGUAUUAUAUUGCUUACGAUUUUUAUGAGCUGGACAAUUCUCACUUUCAUAAAGCACCAUACUACGGAUUUAAUAACAUAAGUGAUAUAAAUCUGGCCCUGCUCACACCCCAGUUCAACCACAUCUCCAUGAAGACGCCUUCAUUUCCGCUUCUUCCCCAAAGAAAUGAAAUAACUAAGGACAUGUUCUGUAAUAAAGAUACCGUCAAGGACAAAAACUGCGUCGAAAAUUACUGCGAGUGCCCUCACGGUAUACACGUGCCUCUGGACGCCGUCGUCGAGCUGGUCUUCGUCGACGAGGGCUUCGCCUACGACGCCAACCACCCCUUGCACAUCCAUGGCCACAAUUUCAGGAUAGUCGCCAUGGAGCGGCUAGGCGAGAACGUCACCGUGGAGGAGGUACAGGAUAGAGACAGGCAGGGACUCAUCAAGAGGAACCUGUUGGACGCCCCGCUUAAGGACACCGUCACCGUGCCCGACGGGGGGUACACUAUUGUCAGAUUCGUGGCGUCAAACCCAG
Molecule: messenger RNA, 730 nt
Organism: Anoplophora glabripennis (Asian longhorned beetle)
Lineage: Eukaryota; Metazoa; Arthropoda; Insecta; Coleoptera; Cerambycidae
Product: laccase-10-like
Exons: 4
Biological process (GO): iron ion transport
Cellular component (GO): plasma membrane
Molecular function (GO): oxidoreductase activity; copper ion binding
Source: RefSeq, a predicted model, not a curated record